Messenger RNA from Symbiodinium natans, 5493 nucleotides. The record is from the annotation of a GenBank genome assembly. NCBI's taxonomy places the organism in Eukaryota, Dinophyceae, Suessiales, Symbiodiniaceae.
AUGAUUCAACUGAUGUCUUCACUGGGACAUUUCUGGUUGCUUGAACACCCGGAAGAUCUGGGUCGCCUGCCCAAUGGCGAUGACCCAGCUAGCAUUUGGCAAUGGCCUCAGAUCCGGACUGCAGUAGGCGACGCCCCUUGUUGGGGCCUCCGCCAGUGCGAUUACUCCGCCGAUACUCCAAAACCUACUCGCUUGGCUUCAAAUCUGCCUGGGGCUCGAGUCUUCGGGUCUUCCUGGCCCUCCUUUCAGGAAGAUGGGACAUAUGCAGGGCCCAUCCUUCGGUGUGAUCACCAUCACGGACCAGGGGCUGGCUGGUCAUCGGGCCAGUGGCGCACUGCCGGUACUGAAGCUUACCCAUCCCCGCUUUGUGCCUUUCUUGCUGACCUGAUUGCCUCGGCACUUUCUGCUUCCUUUAGCACGGAUGGUCCGGAACAACAUGCUGCUGAACAGUUUGCUACGUUUCUCUUGCAACAGGACAGGCCCCCUGCUCCACACGAUGCCCAAGCACUGAUCACCCUCUUGCCACUGGAGGCCCCGCAUGUCAGUGCUCAGACUGCGGCGCAAGCCUUCUUUGGCGGGGCAUACUGCAAAGGGGGAGUUGUCGGCCUUCGUAGGUCCUGCCGCGAGUUUCCGGCCACCCUUCGGGUCCUGUGCACUUUGCUCCGCCAUGCUUUUCCAGGCCAGAUCUUCUCUUCUGUUGCGGUCUUUGUGGAUGCCGCCACACAGAUGCAUCGGGAUUCGCAUAAUGCACCCUAUCCAAACCUUCUGCUAGCACUUUCGACGUUCUCCAAUGGCCAGGUGUGGCAGCAGGAUCAGAAUGGGGAUGUCUGGCGCACGGUGCAUGGGACUCCGUGUCCGGGGGUCCUCUUGGAUGUCGCUCGGGCACCACAGCUUCUGCGAGCUUGGGAGCGCUUUCAUCAGACUGAACCCUGGUCUGGAGGUUCUCGGGUGGUGCUCGUUGGCUACUGCGUCCGCCAACUGCCGGCUCUUGACGUGAGCUCGCUGUCCUUGCUUUCGCAUUUGGGCUUUCUGCUCCCGCCGUCAGUCACUGCUGGCGUUGCCCGGGGUGAUACAGCAGAGACCUUAGCGGAGCCCUCGGGUCCUGUCGCCGAUGCUGGGACGCCCCUUGCAUCUAAGGAGGCAGAGGAAGAGAGUGAUGUCUUCGAUCAGGCCACAAGUCGUUGUUUUGGUCAGCCCAUUCAUUGCCGCAAUCACCCGAAAGGGCGCAUGUUUGUUGAUGGGUUUGGCUUGUGCUCUCCGGGGCGCUGGCGCCCGGAACAGCGAGGCAUGCUCUCAAGUCGAGAGGAGUGGCAGCAUGCUGAGCGGGUGCAAAGGGCGAUUCGAAACUUUGUGCUAGAGGAGGUUGGUGACUUGCGCAAGGCUGCUUUGCAACUGGCUGUCGGAAGGAUGAAGUCGUCCCCCUUUAGUGAACAGGGCGUGCAGCGUUUGAGGCAGCAGGUUGCAAGCAUGCUGCCAGACCCGGAUCUGGCUUUGCAGGUCCCAGAGCGCCAGCCUUUCUUGUUGCACUUGUUGUCGCAGUCCUUGAAGUUGAUGGGUGAUCCAGAUUGGGCAUGCCUCUCUCAAGGGGAGGAAUGUUUUGCGAUGGGCGUGCCACUGGGUGACGAGGUUCCUUUGCCGCGUACGCCGCAGGUGUACCGGGAACGAGUGAAGGAGCGGACCUUGGAUGUCACCCCCUUUCAGCAAAUCAUGAAUAACUAUGAGUCUGCGGAACUUUCAGCCGAUAAGCUUGAAGAACAUUUUGCUGCGGAGGAACGGGCUGGUCGUAUGAUCCCGAGCACGGAACCUGCCCUGCGGGCAGAGUAUGGUGAUACCUUGCUGGUGGCCUCGAUGGGUGCCUUACUUAAGCCGAAUGGCGACAUCCGUCCGCUGCACGACGGGACGCAUUGCAUUGGCUUGAACAAUCGUAUCAAAAUUCUCGAUCGCUUGGAAAUGCCGGGGCCGGAUGAAAUCCUUGAGACGGUUGCUUUGGGGCAGGAAUCUAAAGAGGCAGUGUUUUGCAUUUCUGCAGAUAUCGCUCAGGCUCACCGCCUGACCAAAGUCCGCCGCGCCGAUUGGGCCAAGCUUGGGUGCAAGGCACGCAGUGAGGGUCAUGCUGACCGUUUGGCAGAGCAAGUCGUGUUUGCGGAUGAUCUUCACCUCUUGACUGCUGGACAGCACAAAUUCCUCACGAUGUGGAUGUGCCUGGCUGCCUACGAGUUGGUUGGCACGCCGUUUGCCUAUCGUAAGUUCCGGGGCGGUACUGUUGUGGAUUUUGUGGGAUAUGAAAUCUCAUACUCUGAAUGGAGGGCUGGCAUCUCCGAGCGGAGGUGCUCGUGGCUGGUCAAGUGGAUUCUGGAAGCCGAGCAGGCUGACUGGAUCGUGGUGGGGCGGUCGGUGAUCGAGCUCGCUGGGAGGCUUUCCUUUGUGGCUCGCUUGCUGACUUGGAUAAAGCCAUUCUUGUCCCCCUUGCACUCAUGGUGCGCUGUCCUCGCCCGAGGCACAGCGGUUCGAAUGCCUGUGUUGGUCUAUCUUUGCCUGAUCUUCGUGAGGCGUCAGCUGCAGGAUCGUGGACGCUUGGUGCGGCCUGUUGUAGACUGGCGGGCCUCUCGCCAGGCCUUUCGCACCGAUGCCAAAUGUGCACCGAAUCGUGUGGUCCUGGGUGGCUGGCUGUUGGGCCAGGAGGGAAUUCCCCGGAAGGCCCCGUGGUUCUCUCUUGCCCUUUCCCCGUUGGAGGCACCGUGGUUGUUUAAGCCGAAUGGAGAAUCACAGUGGGCCUCGACGGCUGCUGAGCUGCUUGCAUCGUAUGUCGCAUUGGUUGCUUUCGGGUUGCUGGAGGGUUCACGUGCAUUCGGGGAUACCUUUGAUGCCGUGCUGGUUGGUGGCACGGACAAUCAGGCGACCCCUCAGGCGCAGGCCCGGGGUUCUUCUGCCUCGUGGCCACUUCUUGGCAUCUUGAUGCAAGUCACUGCAACUCUGCAGCCGCAUGGAGCUCAGAUGAAGUUGGUCUGGCGGCCGCGUGAGACUAAUGUUGAGGCAGAUGAUUUGACUAACGAAAAUUUCGCCUUGUUUGACAGUGAGCAGAGGGUCAAGGUUAGCUGGGACGACAUUCCGAUGGAUUUUAUGCGAGAGCUUGCAGCUGCUCACGAGGAUUUCCUUGAAGCGAAGAAGGAGGGGCACGCCGCUCCGGACGCCUGCGGGAGGGGUGACUCGCCCGGAUCAACGUGCUGGGUGAUGCAUUCUGCUGAUACGCAUGGGCUCUGCCACUACGUGGGCACUCUGUGCCUGGAUUCACUCGUUUCACCAGGGGUGACUCGCCCGGAUCAACGUGCUGGGAACAAGCGUCUGCUUGCGACGUUUCCCCUGGCCGGCCGGAAGCCCCCGACCCUCGUUUGCAGUCUCUGUCCGCAGUGGGUCCUCGGCGCGCCUCCCGUGCAAGGGGGUGACUCGGGGGAGGCCGCCGAAGUUCUUCCUGAAACUUCUCCAGAUAGGGGUGAGGAUUGCCAGGUUGGUUUCUACAGAGAUCCUAGUGAGUGGUUCCAGGCUGCCAAGAAAGUGUGCCACCCUCUUGACUCCGAGAACGAUCUCCCAAAGGAGCUGAAGGCUUCCCUUGAGGCCAACAUGGUUGCUGAUCGCCGGGCCCUGUUUCUUCGUCGAAAACUCGCACUGAUGAAGGCAGAGAUCCUUGCCAAAAAGUUGGAACAAGACGAGAGCAAGCUUCACUCAGCUAUGCCAUCGUGGAUGCAGACUGUGAUGCAAGGCAAGAGGAUCUUACUUCUGGAGUCAUUGUUGCGACAGCACAACUUUGACGACAUGGAGGCGAUCGAGCUUCUAAAGUCGGGUGUGAGGUUGUCGGGUGUGUCCGAAUGCCCUGCGGCCUUUGAUGUCAAAGUGAAAUCUGCUACGUCUACCGAAGCGGAGCUACGUCAAGUGGCUCCCUUGAAACGAGCAGCGUUACUUCUGGAAAAUCGUGUCUCUGACCCCGAGCUCGAACGCGAUUUGCUGAAGGUGACUAUGGACGAGGCAAAGGCUGGAUGGCUUCAGGGGCCUUUCAGCAGUGAAAAGGAAGUUUCAGAGCACUUGGGGAGGUCGGAUUGGAGUUUGAUGCGAAGGUUCGGCGUUCGACAAGGAGGCAAACUGAGGCCGAUUGACGAUGCCUGCGAUUCCGACUUGAACAGCACUUUCACCAGCGCCAUGAAGCUAAAGUUACAGGACGGUGACUUUUGCAUCUCUUUGGCUAUGGAAAUUGCAAAGCGCGUAGUGGGAAAGCCGGGAGUCGUACCUAGAGAGUGGAGUGGCCGAUGCCUUGAUCUAAGUGGUGCUUACAAACAGAUGGCAGUUUGUGAGCAACAUCGGAGCUUGUGUGUUCUGCUUCUGCGUGAUGCCGAUGGCCACCCAAUCUUUUUCAUUUCUUCAGCAUUGGUUUUUGGGGCUUCAGCUUCAGUCUAUGCCUUCUUAAGAAUAGCUCGGGCCUUGAGCUUCUUAAUGAACGUCGUGCUGGAGAUCCCUCAUGCAAACUUCUUCGACGACUAUCCAAUCCUUGUGCCUUCGGAAGAUGCUGAACAGGUGGGCCUCUUAUGCACGAAGUUCCUGCACUUGUUGGGUUGGAAACAUGCCGAAAUUGGUGAGGGUCACAAAGGCCUCCCCUUUGCGAAAUCCUUUGACGUGCUGGGCUUGCAUCUCGACGUCUCUUGCAUAUCUUCAGGGAUUUUGACGGUGGCUAACAAGCUCGGCCGGGUUGAUCGACUCCUUGAGCGCCUUCGAGAGAUCCAGGAGUCAGCAGUCCUCAGCCGCCACGAGGGCCAAGUCCUUCUGGGCCUCCUGCGGUACGCGGCUGGGUUCUUCGGAGGCAGAACUUUACGUUAUGUCUGUGAGGACUUGAACGCCAUAGUGCAUCAUGGACAUCACCCUUCCCCUGUUGCGGUUAAGAUGCUUUGUCGACGCGCCAUAACUGCAUUGGAAUCGUCUAAGCCCCUCCAGCUCAAAGCAGAUAUGCCGAGUUCUCCGGUGCAUCUCUUUACAGAUGGCAGCUGGGAAAAAGGUGUGGCCGGAGUUGGGGCUGUGUUUUUCGACUCACACGAUGGAUCUGCAGAAGUUUAUGGAGGCGAGAUGCCAAAGGACAUGGUCGAGUCGCUUCAACAGACAGACGGUGAUCACUUGAUUGGACAAAUCGAAACCUACGCUGUCGUGGUCAUGCGGAUACACCUGGCUCAUCGUUUUUCAGGACGCCGGGUGAUCAUUUGGACAGACAAUGAAGGUUGUCGAUUUGGGCUCAUAAAAGACCGUUCAAAAUCCCACACGAUGGACACUUUGAUCAGGAGCUUCGCUGCUGCCGAGGAUGCCAAUCCAAGUCACACCUGGAUAUGUCGUGUGCCGAGUUACUCGAACAUCGCCGAUGGGCCUUCUCGGGGAAAGCCUGAGGAGGCUCUGAGAAUUUCGGGAGCUGCUGCGUGUCAGUCUUUUCCAUGGAUUCGGCAAGCGUUCGAACUUACCUGA